UUCCACUAUCUCGGCCACUUCCCAUCUCGGUGCCCGGACCUGGACAUACCGAAUCUGGGGGAAACAAUUCGUGCUCAAGGGCAAUUCCCCCAUCCUUCCCCGCCUACGUGAUCUGCACCUUUAAACUCACUUGGUUCCAAACGGGACCCUGGAGGCACCACCCACAUCCGUCUAACAUCACUUCCUUCAGGCCUUGGAAAAAAAAUUCUGGGAACGCGAGGGGUGAUUGACCACGCUCGGAGAACAGUACGGACUUUCUGCUAGGGCUCCAACCCUUCGUCUCUCAGCCGGGUGGCCCCGCGUACCUACCGUUAUGGAGCUACGGCCUCGUUUCGGGGCCACCUGUUCGCAUAUCGCUUUGGGCUUCUGUUUCCUGCUGCUCGCCACCUCUACUGAUGGACACAUUGGCCUUGGAAAGGGUUUUGGAGAUCACAUUCAUUGGAGGACACUAGAAGACGGGAAGAAAGAAGCAGCUGCCAGUGGAUUGCCCCUGAUGGUGAUUAUCCAUAAAUCCUGGUGUGGAGCUUGUAAAGCUUUAAAGCCCAAAUUUGCAGAAUCUACAGAAAUUUCAGAACUUUCCCAUAAUUUUGUUAUGGUAAAUCUUGAGGAUGAAGAGGAGCCCAAGGAUGAAGAUUUCAGCCCUGAUGGGGGUUACAUUCCACGAAUCCUUUUUUUGGAUCCCAGUGGCAAGGUACGUCCUGAAAUCAUCAAUGAAAAUGGAAACCCCAGCUACAAGUAUUUCUACAUCAAUGCUGAGCAAGUUGUUCAGGGAAUGAAGGAUGCCCAGGAAAGGCUGACGGGUGAUGCCUUCAGACAAAAGCAUCUUGAAGAUGAGUUGUAAUACGGAUAUAUUCCUUCUUUCAUCCAAGUUUUUGGGUUCUGGAAGGAAAGCAGCAGUGAAGGGAAUAUUGAAGAAUCACACAAAAUCAUUGAAACGACCAAUACACCUUGCUUCUGCACUGGAAGGAGUUCUCUCACGGACUUCCUGCCCCCCUCACCUAAAUGUUGAUGUCAUUGAAUGUAAAGAAUGAACCCUUUCGACCAAAACUUUAAGAGCCACUUGGAGGUCUACUACUCACAUUUAAGUAUUUGAAUCUUUUUUCCAUUUCCUCCUGCUUUAUUCACCUUGGUGGUGAAAACAGACUAGUAGCCUCUUUUCUAAAAUGUUAAAAUUGCUGAAGUAGCUUAUCAAUUAAAAAAAAAAAAAAAAUCCUAAAUGUGAAUCAGUAGUUCUAGCCUCUCCUGAGGAUACCACCUGUUUUUUUUUCUUUUACUC
Molecule: messenger RNA, 1276 nt
Organism: Choloepus didactylus (southern two-toed sloth)
Lineage: Eukaryota; Metazoa; Chordata; Mammalia; Pilosa; Megalonychidae
Gene: TXNDC12
Product: thioredoxin domain containing 12
Exons: 7
Coding region: 314-841 (175 amino acids)
Cellular component (GO): endoplasmic reticulum
Source: RefSeq, a predicted model, not a curated record